UCCCACCAAUUUUUGGGCAGCCAUGAAAAGCAUUCUCACUCCCUCAUGACCAUUUUCCUUUGCCUCACUCCCCACCCUCCAAAACCUCCCCAAAACCCCAGCAUUCCAAAACCCAUUUCUCUCACUAUCCCAAUCUAUAGCACUUCCACCAUCACCAAGAGAGACUUUAUCCUCAAAACUGCUGUGCUUGGCGCUAUUUCCUUGGCCCCUCAAAACCCAGUUGCCCAAUCCUUAGCUGAGCCUCCGCCACCCGCAAAACCGGCCCUUUUAGGUAUUGGCAAUACCAAAUCAUGGUUUCAAUUCUAUGGAGAUGGGUUUUCCAUCCGGGUCCCUCCUCAAUUUGAGGACAUCAUGGAACCUGAGGAUUUCAAUGCUGGAUUGUCUCUAUAUGGAGAUAAGGCAAAGCCCAAGACCUUUGCAGCCCAUUUUGCAUCUUCUGAUGGAUCUGAAGUAUUGAGUGUUCUCAUUCGCCCAACCAAUCAACUGAAGAUUACCUUCUUAGAGGCCCAAGACAUUACUGAUUUAGGUUCCCUGAAGGAUGCAGCAAAAAUUUUUAUUCCAGGUGGGGCAACUUUGUACUCUGCACGAACAAUAAAAAUAAAGGAGGAUGAAGGCUUCAGGACAUAUUAUUUCUACGAGUUCGGGAGGUAUGAGCAACAUGUAGCACUGGUAGCUGCUGUUAACAGCGGGAAGGCAAUUGUUGCUGGAGCAUCUGCGCCACAGUCGAAAUGGACCGAUGAUGGUGUGAAGCUUCGUUCUGCUGCUAUAUCACUCACACUACUAUAACAAUCUGUGUGUUUGGCGGCACAGGUUGCCUAUUUGAUCGAUGACGUGAUAUUGAUGCUGAGGUCUGUGGAAGUGUGGAUGGUCCAUCAUCUUAUCAGCUAAGUGUUGAAGCUCUAAUUCUCAUCACGGAUUCGAAGUGGCUGAAAGCUUUCAGAGUUGCACUAGAAGAUAUUCAGUUCAGUUUCUUUCACAGAUCCAAUAACAACCAUAGGAAAGCAUUUCUUAUCCAAAGAAUUUCCAAAGUUUUACCUGAAAUGUUGAUGGAAACCUUCUUUUUGGUUGUAAUUGAGUUAAUUUCGUCUUGGAUAAGCUUUUAGGGUUGUGUCUGGACGGCAACCUGUUAUUUCAUUUGCAAUUGUUAUA
Messenger RNA from Tripterygium wilfordii, 1149 nucleotides. RefSeq lists its product as uncharacterized. Gene Ontology annotation, cellular component: chloroplast. Bases 46 to 786 code for a protein of 246 amino acids. The record is from RefSeq and is a predicted model, not a curated record. Lineage: Eukaryota; Viridiplantae; Streptophyta; Magnoliopsida; Celastrales; Celastraceae. The transcript has 8 exons.